UCACGCUCACUGUAUCUUCACUACGCAUGGAGCCAUGUGAGAGUUAUGAAAGUUGCCAACAGAUUAUUCAACUGCCGCACAAGCCUGUCUGGAAGACCGGGGAGUACGUACAGAGCCUUACUUCAAGUGAUAUCUUUGACGUUUUAUAAAAAGAGGUGACAUGUUUGGUGUAGUGGUCGUGGGCAUUGGGAUAGCGGGCCGGGUGAGAAUCCGUGACCUGCUGGCUCCACUGCCCUCCAGUGCGGCAGAGAAGAUGAGUGUGAAGGGAUUUGUCUCCAGGAGAGAGCUGGGGCUGGAACAGGGCGUGAAGCAGAUCUCCCUGGAGGAGGCGACUGAAAGAGAGGACAUCCAGGUGGCCAUGGUGUGCACAGAGAACUCCUCCCACGAGGAGCACAUCAGGAGGUUUCUGGAGGCAGGGAAGCACGUGGCUGUGGAGUAUCCCAUGACCCUUAACUACAAAGCCGCAGCUGAACUCCACGACCUCGCCCAGCAGAAAGGUUUGAUCCUGCACGAGGAGCAUAUUGAGCUGUUCACUCCGGACUUUAAGCAACUGAAGAAGGAUGUGGCUGGGAAGAAACUGGAGGAGGGCUCCCUACACUUCACAGGGGGUCCUCUGAAGGCCGACUUCGGCUUCGCCGCCUUCAGCGGCAUCGCCCGCCUCACCUGGCUGGUGGACCUGUUUGGCGAGCUGAGCGUGAGCUCCGCCAGCCUGGUGGAGGACAAGGAGAAGAGCUACAUGAAGAUGACCGCGCAGCUGCAGACCAUGGAGCACAAGUCCAUCACCUGGGUCGAGGAACGUGGACCGAACCUCCCGCGGGCCAAGGCCAUCAACUUCCGCUUUGACUCGUGUUCCAUGACGGCGCUCCCAAACGCCCCCAGGGAGCCUGUGGGCCUCUUCAUGCAGGACAUGGUGCUCUUCGGCCAGAAGCUCUCUGGCCAGCUGCCCCCUGCCCAGCUCCAGGCCGAGCAGAAGCGGGUCCUCCACUGCCUGCAGCUGGCAGACUCCAUCCAGAGGCUCAGCCAGGCCACGGCCUGAGGGAGCCGCCCCUCACAGGGGUGCAGGGCGAGACCACACCGCACCGCACUGGGCUGGGGAGAGCCAACCGACCUCACCUCCAUGUUGGCUGAACCAGCGCCUCACCCCGGUUCUUACAGGAAAGCGUAAGAACCGUUCUCUCCAUGUAGCCUCAAAUGUGUGCAGGGGGGAAAGAGGGAAAACUGACGAUUUAUUUAAUGUCAUGGUAACAUACUCUAUCAUGACCUUAAAAGUCAGACUUACUAUAAGACUAUAAUUCCUAACAUCAUGCUAACAAGUACAUAUGUUGAAAGUGUCAUGCUUUAAUAUUUAAUAUUCAAUGUGCGACUGGAUGAUUAUUUUUUAAUUUAAUUUAUUUUUUAAGAAAACACAAAAUGAGACUUUUCUGUGUGAAUCUUGUAAUUUCCCUGUGUUUUGAGGCCUAACUCAGAUGAAUAUGUCUAUCAUUAAAUCAAGAUGUUCAAUUUGUUUGAAGAAGAUGCCACCAUGUUAAUGAAGGUGCCACUCACACUUUUUAGCAGUUUGAAGUUAAUUCGGGUCAGACAUCCUAUUACACAUAAUACAUGGAGGUAUGGAUCCCCAUGGGCUGUAAACACAAUGUGCAUUGUAGACCAUUUUGUCAUACUUUGUCUUGUUUACUUGUUUUAAACGUUACUUUUGUCUGAUACAAGUCAAGUGUUUGGUUUUUCUUUUUUAGGAUAGAAAUAGCUACUGAGAGGCGGAUUUAAGAGAUACUCCUAAAAAUCAUGGGCGUAUCAGUCUUCAUUUCAGGACUUUUUUUUUAAUUCAAAUGACUCCUUACAGUCCUUAGCUGUCCUUUCAGGGCUUGUGCUAAAACAACUCUGUUACUUGCAGACAGGCCAGACAGGGGUAUACUAUAAAACUAAAGCCUGAGAUGCGUUCAGAUUCGGCAAACAGAUGCAACAGUUCAUGUCCGUUGCCUUGUAGCUUGCCAUUUUGUUUACAGUUUAAAUUGAACAGUUGCUGAUAUGCCACACACUUCCUGGAAGGCUUUUCAGCCAGACCAAACAUUUCCGAUUGAUCAUCACCUGUAUUGUUUUAGCGUAGCGGUUGGGUAUUACACCUAGUGAAUGAGCAUGUUAAAAUACUGAGAGAUUGAAGUUGAUGCUGAUGCUCUACCAGUAAUAAAAGUGCUGGCUGAAACAGCCUCCGUGGUAUAUAGACCAUUGACCAUUUUUACACAACAACGUUCAGAUUUAAAAUAUUAUUAAAUUUAAAACAUUUAAUCUAUGAUGAAUGUUUGCCUUCAGGCAUAAAGCUCAACAUACUACUACUAACUAAUGUCCCCUCAUAGUAUAUCCAUCAGGCUCUGGAAUUGGGAAACAAAUACAGUGACCUUGACCAAGCCAUUAAUAUUUUCAGCCAAUCAGCUACCAGAGCAUGGACUAAAGGGAUGUAAUUUGAUUGGCUGUUGUUGAGCUGAAAUAACCCUCUGCAAAACUGAACUGCAGACUGUAGACUCCAAUUAAUCUGUGCCUUAUCAGAAAGCUGUAAGCUUAGCAUAUAAACGUGUACUCCCAGGUUCAACUCUUUGCUCUUCAGACUAGCUGUGUGAAUUUCCACUGUGUAAUUCAGGAAGUGGUCAGUGGUCAUCGUUUUUUGUGUUCUAGGACACGGUACACGUUGACGUAAAACAUUUAGUUCAUGCUAUGGGUCCUGCACUGUCCUUACAGCGCUUAGCAGCGGCAUGGGACACAGGUUUAUUGAAAAUGAAAUACACAUCCAUAAUUCUUUUGAGAAGUUUGAAAACAUUGCACAACUUUCAAAGGGAGUUACUUUGAGUUCUUUGAGUGAGUUAUUGUUUACUAAGGAUGUAACCUCAUUGUGCAUACUGGAAUUAGGCAUACUGUGUUCUGUAUCAUGUUUAGAUAGGUGUGCAUUAUCUAUGUAAACAAUAAAUAGUGCCUGCAUUA
Sardina pilchardus (European sardine) is the source of this 2970-nucleotide messenger RNA. It is a transcript of the gene blvra, whose product is annotated as biliverdin reductase A. Gene Ontology annotation, molecular function: nucleotide binding; biliverdin reductase [NAD(P)H] activity; zinc ion binding. Gene Ontology annotation, biological process: heme catabolic process. Bases 161 to 1036 code for a protein of 291 amino acids. The record is from RefSeq and is a predicted model, not a curated record. The transcript is spliced from 7 exons. NCBI's taxonomy places the organism in Eukaryota, Metazoa, Chordata, Actinopteri, Clupeiformes, Clupeidae.